Molecule: messenger RNA, 351 nt
Organism: Funneliformis mosseae
Lineage: Eukaryota; Fungi; Glomeromycota; Glomeromycetes; Glomerales; Glomeraceae
Source: the annotation of a GenBank genome assembly
AUGAAAGAGCAAGAAAAAAAGAUUAAACGAUUAGAAGCAAAAAUCGAGUACCAAAAAGAGAUGAUCGAACAGCAAGGAGCAGAUAUCAAACAGCUUGUAGAUUACAAAAAUCAAAUUAACAUAUACUUAUUAAAUAAUCUAUUGAAAAAUUAUAAUAUGAACCUUAUCGACUAUCAGCAAUUAACGGAUUUGAAGACAGAAAGUAAUACUACCUUUCACAAAAAUCGACAAAGUAUUCAAGAAGCAAGAAAAGUCCUGGAUGAAAUUGUCUUUCCUAAAGAUAUGGAAGAUCUCAAAAGUACUUUGCAGAAAACUCUAAAAGUUUUAGAAGAUUCAGGAAUUUAUAAAUAA